This is a messenger RNA of Emericellopsis cladophorae, 1257 nucleotides long. RefSeq names its product RNA polymerase II-associated protein-like protein. NCBI's taxonomy places the organism in Eukaryota, Fungi, Ascomycota, Sordariomycetes, Hypocreales, Bionectriaceae. Gene Ontology annotation, biological process: transcription by RNA polymerase II. The transcript has a single exon. Gene Ontology annotation, cellular component: nucleus. Bases 1 to 1257 code for a protein of 418 amino acids. The record is from RefSeq and is a predicted model, not a curated record.
AUGGAUCCGAGCGCGUUAAUAGGCGACAUUGUGGAGCGCGAUGCCUCCACGAAACCUGCGAAUGAUUUCGCAGGGGAAGGCGUCUCCAGCACAGGCUUUCCGCAACACAAGCGACGAUGGAAGAAGGCGUCUGCGUUCAAGCAACGGAGAAGUGCUGGUAAUGACGAGGAACACACAUCACAGACACGACCCGCGCCGAGUCAAGCGACACCGCAAUCAACAGAACCGAACGUGAAGAUGACAUAUGACGAGAUAGAGAAGCAGAGGAUAGAUGAGGAGAACCGCCAGAAGCUGAAUGAUAUGUCACCAGAGGAGAUCGCAGAGGCGCAACGGGAGCUCCUGAGUGGGAUGAAUCCGUCUUUGGUGCGAAGACUCUUGCAGCGAGCUACUAUUGAUGACUCCUCGUCAGCACCGCAUGCUGCGAAGAAUGAUACGGAGAAGCUGGCAGGUCCAACGGCAGAAGCACAAGCUGAGGUCCCUUCGAAACCCAAAGUCAGAUUCGCAGAAGCAUCAGUAGCCGAUGAAGAUGUGGACGCGCAAGAGCAGGAUGAUUUCCCCACAGGACGCUUCGAUGUGAACUUGUCCAACGACUACGAUGAGGACGCGGAACCCACGCAGAGGCCAAACUUGGAUGCCAUGGAGGACCUUCCGCACAAAACGCAUUUCCCGGCGCCGCCGCCUACCGAUCUCGACCCGAAUGAUCCAAACUUUCUCGAGUCGCUGCACAAGAAAUACUUUACGAGCCUACCCAGCGACCCAAGCAAACUCGCCUGGAUGGCACCGGUUCCUACACCCGACAGCACGGCCGACCAAGAAUCACCGUAUUACCCUCAUGAACAGAUUCCCGUGUCGGCGCUGCGCUUCGACUUCAAGGGACGAUUUCUUUCACCAAGGGUAAGCCGGGCUAUACCAUCAUCAAAGGGCUUGCAUCAUCAUGGUGAAGCCCCCGAGGCGGCUGGCUACACAGUGGCAGAGCUAGCACAUUUGGGACGCAGCGCCGUACCUGCGCAGAGGUGUAUCGCGUAUCAGACUCUGGGGCGCAUUCUGUUUCGGUUAGGAAAAGGUGAAUGGGGCACGACUGAGAAUCAUCCCAUUGCCAUGGGCGUUUGGAACGCCAUGAAGAAGGGCAGAGUGCUGGACACGCUCAACGAGGCUGCUUCCAUAGAAGGCGGACACAGAGGUAGUCAAGCCUUCGCCACGGAGGCGCUCUGGCUGUUUGAGAAAGGAGGCUGGAAGGAGAAAGUCAAGGGCAGAUAA